AUCCCAGCCCCUCUGCAUUUCCAGCCGGGGCAGUAAAACUUCACUUUUUGCUGGCUUUAUCGGUGAGGUGCAGAUGAGCUAAGCAGGGGCCGCGAAAGGCCCUGGGCCCGGGGAGGGCGGGUUUACGGUAUGGUUGUUCCUGAUUGGCUCUGCCGCCGCCACGCAGCAACCCUGAUUGGAUGUUAACUUUUCUUUCCCGCUCACACCCUCCACCUCCACUUUGGACCCGGGGCUUUCCCGAGCCCACGCCGCCCCCCGUGGAGCAAAAAACCUCAUCCCCAGAGUUCACGCUUACCCACAAGUGGGCGGGACUACAGCGGUGAGGUAUCCGUGUAGGGACUGCAAGAAAGAGGUAGUCAGAUGUUCCACGUGCGAUGUCUGGUAACGUCCUGGCAGUCAUCGGGCAGGUGGGCACAUGAAGGGGGUGGGUGUUAAAGCUUGGAGUCCAGAUGCGAGGUCCAGAGGGUCACAGCUGGUCUCUUGGGCUCGCGCGGCUGCAGAAUCAAGGCCCCGCCGCGGACACCUGCAGGCCAGGGCCCCGCUGGCCGAGCGCACCGCUCGCGCCGAGGCGCUCGGGAGAGGCAGGCGCUCCCCGGCGCCUAGACACUUGUCCGCUGCGCGCUGGGUAAAUGCAGACCCCGAGCCGAGCCGACUCCAAUUUAGACGCUCGCCAAGGCUGCGCGCACGCACACGUGUCCCCGACUCGCUGGCACUUUGGUCCCCGCCUCCUCCGUCGCGUGCCGAAGCGGAGCAGGAGGAGGACGCCGGGUGUGGCUGUUAAUCCUCAGCUCCGUAUGUUCAAAAGGAGAAGGAUCCGUGAGAGGAGUCAACCCCCUCCCAUGCUGCGCUCCCCCAAAUCUCUCUUCCUCCUCGAAUCAAUCUCCGCCCUAAGGGGCGUGCUCUGGGAGGAGCUAAGGGGAGGGGCGUGGCCUGGAGUCCAGCACUGAUUCCUAGCAUCCACACACGGGUGGGUGGGGGUUUGGGCAGGGCAACCCAGCAGCCCCCACCUCCGCGUCGCGGCCGGGUAUGACGCGGGAGAGCGUAGUCGCCCCCAGAAGGCUCCAGGCAAUCGGGUUGACCUCCGCGUAGACUCCGGGGGUCGCUCGCUCAUCGCCUUCACCAAGGCCGGGAGCCCGGUGCACGCUCGCCUCCAGCCCCGCUCCCCGCCGCCGCCGCCUCUGCCGCCGCCCCCUCCUUGGAAACCAAGUUACCAACGUUUAAACCAAUCCCCGGGCGCAAGCCUGCCUCCCCCACACUCCACCCGCCGCGCCGUCCUCUAGCCCAGCUCGUCACUCGCGCUCCCCUCGCCUCCUGCGCUUCCCCCGCGGCGGCGAUGCCAGGGCCUUCGCCAGGGCCGCGCCGGGCGCUACUCAGCCUCUGGGCUGCCCUGGGCCUGGAGAUCCUCGGCCUCACAGCGGUCGCGCAGGAGCCCUUCUGGGCGGACCUGCAGCCCCGCGUGGCGCUCGUGGAGCGCGGGGGCUCGCUGUGGCUGAACUGCAGCACCAACUGCCCUCGGCCUGAGCGCGGUGGCCUGGAGACCUCUCUGCGCCGCAACGGGACCCAAAGGGGAUUGCGCUGGCUGGCGCGACAGCUGGUGGACAUCCGCGAACCUGAGACCCAGCCCGUGUGCUUCUUCCGCUGCGCUCGGCGCACGCUGCAGGCGCGCGGGCUCAUCCGCACUUUCCAGAAACCAGAUCGCGUAGAGCUGGUGCCGCUGCCUCCCUGGCAGCCGGUGGGCGAGAACUUCACCCUGAGUUGUAGGGUCCCAGGAGCCGGACCCCGCGGGAGCCUCACGCUGACCCUACUGCGGGGCGCCCAGGAGCUGAUCCGACGAAGCUUUUCGGGGGAGCCGCCCCGAGCGCGGGGCGCGGUGCUCACGGCCACGGUGCUGGCGCGCAGGGAGGACCAUGGCGCUAAUUUCUCCUGCCGAGCGGAGCUGGACCUGCGGCCGCACGGCCUGGGGCUGUUUGAAAACAUCUCGGAGCCCAGACAGCUCCGAACCUUCGCCCUGCCUCCGGAGCCCCCGCGUCUCCGUGGUCCCCGGCUCUUAGAAGUGGGCUCAGAAAGGCCGGUGAGCUGCACUUUGGACAAACUCUUUCCUGCCCCAGAGGCUGGGGUUUACCUCGCGCUGGGAGACCAGAGGCUGAAUGCUGAUGUCACCCUGGAGGAGGACGCCCUCACGGCCACUGCCACAGCCACUGGUACCGCAGAGCAGGAGGGCUCCAGGCAGCUGAUCUGCCAAGUGAAUCUAGGGGGCGAAAUCCGCCAGGCCCAGGAAAACGUGACGGUCUACAGCUUCCCCGAGCCACUCCUGAAUCUGAGCGAGCCCAGCGCGCCUGAGGGGCAGACGGUGACAGUAACUUGCACAGCUGGGGCGCAAGCUCUGGUCACGCUGGAGGGAAUUGCAGCUCCUGCUGCGGGGCAACCUGUCCAGCUCCAGCUCAAUGUGACCGAGAAUGACGACGGGCGUGGCUUCUUCUGCUACGCCACCCUCGAGGUGGACGGAGAGACGCUUAGCAAGAACGAUAGCACUGAGCUGCGCGUCCUCUAUGCCCCCCGGCUGGACGACUCCGACUGUCCGCGAAACUGGACGUGGCCCGAGGGCCCGGAGCAGACGCUGCGCUGCGACGCCCGCGGGAACCCGGAGCCUUCGGUGCACUGUGCGCGGCCCGACGGUGGGGCAGUGCUGGCGCUGGGUCGGCCUGGCCCGGUGACGCGCGCGCUGGCGGGCACUUACCGCUGCACUGCCGCCAGUGCGCAGGGCACGGCCGUCAAGGAGGUGACGCUGACCGUGGAGUACGCGCCAGCACUGGACAACGUGGACUGCCCGGAUCGCAUGACUUGGGUGGAGGGAACCGAGGCAUCUCUGAGCUGUGCGGCACAUGGGGUCCCGGCCCCCAACGUGAGCUGCGUGCGCUCCGGCCAGGCGGACGCGGUGGAGGGGCUGCUGCUCGUGGCCCGGGAGCAUGCAGGCACCUACCGCUGCGAGGCCACCAACACGCGAGGUUCUGCAGCCAAAACUGUGGCCAUCACGGUGGAGUAUGGCCCCAGCUUUGAAGAGCCGGGCUGCCCGAGCAACUGGACGUGGGUGGAAGGAUCCGGGUCGCUGUUCUCCUGCGAGGUGGACGGGAAGCCGCAGCCCAGCGUGGAGUGCGCAGGCUCCGAGGACGCCAAUGAGGGGGUGGUGCUGCCGCUGGUCUCCUCCAAACCCAGCCCCCGAGGCCCCCCUCCCCCUAGUGACCUGCCACCCGGGGUCUACCUCUGCAACGCCACCAACCCCCACGGCUCCUCGGUCAAAACCGUGGUCGUGAGCGCGGAGUCGCCGCCCCACAUGGACGAGUCCACCUGCCCCGGUCACCAGACGUGGCUGGAAGGGGCUCGGGCUGCCGCGCUAGCCUGCUCCGCCCGGGGCCGCCCGUCCCCACGCGUGCUCUGCCUGCGCCAGGGCGCACCCCGGCCGGAGAGGUCGCGCGUGUCCCGGGAGGACGCGGGGAUCUACCGCUGUGAGGCCACCAAUGCGCACGGCUCGGACUCCCGGACAGUCACCGUGGGCGUGGAAUACCGGCCAGUGGUGGCCGAGCUGGCUGCCUCCCCGCCCAGCGUGCGGCCGGGAGGGAACUUCACCUUGACCUGCCGCGCCGAGGCAUGGCCUCCUGCGCAGAUCAGCUGGCGCGCGCCCCCGGGGGCUCCCAACAUCGGCCUGUCCAGCAACAAUAGCACGCUGAGUGUGGCAGGCGCCAUGGGCAGCCACGGCGGGGAGUACGAGUGCGCGGCCACCAACGCGCACGGGCGCCACACACGGCGCAUCACGGUGCGCGUGGCUGGUCCCUGGCUGUGGGUCGCCGUGGGCGGCGCGGCGGGGGGCGCGGCGCUGCUGGCCGCGGGCGCAGGCCUGGCCGUGUACGUGCGCUCCACCGCCUGCAAGAAGGGCGAAUACAACGUGCAGGAGGCCGAGAGCUCGGGCGAGGCCGUGUGUCUCAACGGCGCGGGCGGCGGUGGCGGCGGCGAGGCGGGGGACGCAGCCACGGAGUCCCCGGCCGGGGGCGAGGUCUUCGCCAUCCAGCUGACGCCCGCGUGAGCUGCUCCCCUGUCCCCGCGGGCCGGGGCCGCCCCCACGCGCCACAGGGGGGUUAUUAUUGUUCUAUUUAUUCAUUUAUUUAUUCAACUCCAGGAGCGUCACCCCCAUUUUCUACCCAGCUCCCCCAAUAAAGUUUUUAUAAAGGA
Molecule: messenger RNA, 4224 nt
Organism: Chinchilla lanigera (long-tailed chinchilla)
Lineage: Eukaryota; Metazoa; Chordata; Mammalia; Rodentia; Chinchillidae
Gene: Icam5
Product: intercellular adhesion molecule 5, telencephalin
Exons: 11
Coding region: 1334-4078 (914 amino acids)
Biological process (GO): cell-cell adhesion
Cellular component (GO): membrane
Molecular function (GO): integrin binding
Source: RefSeq, a predicted model, not a curated record